Molecule: messenger RNA, 2501 nt
Organism: Paraphaeosphaeria sporulosa
Lineage: Eukaryota; Fungi; Ascomycota; Dothideomycetes; Pleosporales; Didymosphaeriaceae
Product: catabolite repression protein creC
Exons: 9
Coding region: 403-2247 (614 amino acids)
Biological process (GO): carbon catabolite repression of transcription
Cellular component (GO): cell division site; nucleus; cell tip
Molecular function (GO): protein binding
Source: RefSeq, a predicted model, not a curated record
CCUCAAUGCUGGCAGAACACCCGCCGUUAUCUCCGUGGACGGUUCUGCGGGAGGCAUCGAGGAGCACACGUACUCGUCCCGCACGACGGCUCCCAAGACGGACGCCGCCCCAUCUGGUCACUGGGAAUGGGCAAGCCACGCCCCUCAACUAGCGCUUGCGCUCCGCACCUUCUCCCCGUCUAUUCGGCUGCACGAUCCCGGGGUUCGCACGGCACCGCUGUCGAGCUCACGCAUCUUCAAUUGCCCUUAUAUUGCAUAGCCGCCCCACCCCCAUCUUGUCCCAGUCGCACCCGCUGCCGUGGUGCAUGCCCUGACGCGCAUCUUUGGCUGGCUGCGAUCCGGUCCACGUGGUAGCAACGGCCCUCGUAGCUUCCGACUCGUUUUGCGACAGACUGCGCUGCUAUGUUUGUGCUCCCACCUCCACCCAGGUACCCUGUCGCGGGCUAUCCUGGCGCCCCGGGCGGCGGACAGCUUAUCGAAACGAACAACACCCUCACCCAUCCCACCGGGCCUGAGCACCAAUUGGUUGUUGGCGAAGGCACAUAUGUACUUCGAGACAACCUCCACCUAGCCACGCCGCCGCCGCACCCUUCGGAGGCGCCCGUACACAACCCGAACCCACUCGCGACCACAGUCUCCCCGCCGACGGCAGGAACGAAGUUAUCCAUCGUAGUGGUGGCGCCUCGCCAGCAGUCGCAUUCUCGAUUAUUCCGGCUUGAUACCGCCAACAGCACGCGUUCGCAGGUACCACCAAGUAUACAAGAGUCCCCGAACGAAUCGAAUAGCCAGGCCAGCGAUGCGGGCUCGCAGAGCGUCAACGGCAACGGUGUCACUGCAGCUCCGCGCGAAGGCCUCCAUGCCCCUGCGUUUGGGUCGGGGAACUCGGCGCUGGCAGUUUUAAAUGGAAAAGACAGCAAGGAUCCACUCAAGAGGCGGAAGCCGAAGAGCAACAUUGUCAAGAGCAAUUCAUCUUUUGUUUCGAGAGUCAUUCCCCACGAAGCCCUCACCAAGCGGCUACAAGAACACAACCCCAACGGACUAUACGCUUUCGCGAACGUCAACCGCGCUUUGCAGUGGCUUGACUUGACCUCUUCGACCAAGGAGGAACAUUUCACCAAGAUAUUAUUCACCAAGGCACACGCGCUGUGUCAUGACGUGAACCAAAGCACAAAGGGACCGGGACACGUCGACAUCAUUUUAGGUUUUUCAACAGGCGACAUCAUAUGGUAUGAACCCAUGUCGCAGAAAUACACGCGCAUCAAUAAGAACGGAGCGAUCAACAGCACUGCCGUGUCAGACAUUCGAUGGCUUCCUAACAGCGAAAACCUGUUUCUCGCAGCGCAUAUGGACGGAAGUCUCAUCGUAUACGACAAGGAGAAAGAAGACGCGCCAUUCGUUGCCGAAGACCAGGAGCAAGUCCAGGCCGAAACGGAGAAGAAGGCGCGACUUGUUGUAAAGAAGUCGGUAAAUUCAAAGAAUCAGAAAUUCAAUCCGGUGUCGUACUGGAAGACAUCAAAUUCGAAGAUUAACGCAUUUGCCUUCUCGCCAGACUGCCGACACGUUGCAGUAGUGUCGGAGGAUGGCUCGUUUCGCAUCAUUGAUUUCCUAAAAGAACAAUUGCUACAUCAGUACAUGAGCUAUUAUGGCGGCAUGAUAUGCGUAUGCUGGUCUCCGGACGGAAGAUAUGUUGUGACUGGAGGCCAAGACGACCUCGUCUCCAUCUGGUCGCUGGAAGAUAGCAUGCUGGUGGCGCGUUGUCAGGGACAUAACUCGUGGGUUACUGCAGUGCAAUUCGAUCCCUGGCGAUGUGACGAGCGCAAUUAUCGUAUUGGAAGUGUUGGGGAAGACUGCCGGCUACUUCUGUGGGACUUCAGCGUUGGCAUGCUCCACAGGCCGCGAGCGGCAUCAGUGAGACAGCGCAGCAGCGUCACGUCGGCGACACUCAAGAUGCAACGCACGCGGACAGAUGGGUCGAACACGCGGUUGCGAUCUAACUCGAACCUCACAUCGGGAAGCAUGCUGGACGAGGAAGAGGUUGUGCACGAAGUCGAGCCUCGGGCGCGAACGGCAAUGCUGCCGCCAGUUAUGGCGAAAAAGGUCGACGAGCAUCCGCUGUGCUGGCUAGGAUUCGAGGAAGAUUGCAUCAUGACAUCGUGCAGCAAUGGACACAUUCGAACGUACGACCGGCCGAAGGAGGGCGCCGGCAGCGAAGAGGUCUCGACGACAGCGAGCGCGAGCAACGCGUAGGACAUGGAGACAGCUUGUACAGCGGCCGUGGGUUUGGGGGGCGCGUCAGAAGCGUGAGUACCAGCACACAGGCGCGCGUUGCUAGCUUGCGAUUGCGAGGCAGCGGCCGAGAAGAGUGGAUGAUCUGAGGCGGCUGGCGACAGGGGCUGUUGGAGAGAGGGCCAAACCGAGUGGGUUUGCGCACUGGCACCCUGGUGUUCGGAACCCAGAUAGCGACAUGCUCCCGGCAUUAUCCGAUUCACAUGCACAAGGCC